AUGUCCCCCUCACCCCAGCCGCACAGGGGUGCCCGUGGAGCAAAGGCACGCAUUUGUGUGCACUGCGGUCGGAGUUUUCGACGGACUGAACAUUUAGAGCGACACAUCCGUACUCACACCAAAGAGAAGCCAUUCAUUUGCUUCUGUGGGGCGGCAUUUACUAGACGGGAUCUAUUGAAGCGUCACACGCGUAUUUCACAUCAAGAUGGCCUGACCUCACCGACGCCGCCCGAGCCAACGACGAAGGCGGAUUUCCAGCCAACGCAUCACCCUGCAUCGAUCGCCCCGGAAUAUGAUACACCAACGAGAUCUGUACCCGCACCCCUUGCAGGAUCAUCGGCUGUGCACCAAUGGGCUGGGUCACAGAACGCGCCUUAUUUAGAUCAGCAUCACAAUGCCGGCAUGCUCCCUGCUGUUACUACGGGAGCUCCACACCCUGCUAUCGAUCCUCAUACGGGUAUGGUGCAUGAUCCCGAUAUGCUUCAGGCUGCCCAGUUGCUUCUUCCGGGAGAUUACCGACCUACAGCGCAACCGAUGCCCUAUUUGCCUGAAGAUUUGAAUCAUUUCCAAGAAUUUACCCAUUUUUUGGAUUCCAUUGGCUUGCCCGGGGAAUGGGUUCCCAGUGAAGGUGAAAGAUCGCAGACCCAGGAGGUUAACCUGGAAGACGUGAGAGAGGCAGAUCGACUGGCCCAAGAGCACCAUGAGCGGCCACGACGAAGCGGAGAGGGUUCUCGAGGAGAUUCACCAUUCAGAUCAUGGCUUCCAUCUGUACCGAGGGGCGACCAAAGCCUAGGGACACUUUCUGAUUCUGAACCACCACAUAACGCAAAGAGGACAUCACGAUUCAAUGUCACCGAAGACCAACGGUUUCGGCUUGCGGCAUCUCUUGAAGAAUUUCGCCAUGUCAUUCCGGAUUUCGUACUGCCGUCUCGUCACACUUUGACUCGGUACCUCACUUCCUAUUUUGAAGGAUUCCACCCGCACCUUCCGUUUAUGCACAUCCCAACUUUUAAUAUCAAUGAACGCGCCCCUGAGGUGGUUCUUGCUAUCAUGACGAUCGGAGCUCAGUAUCGAUUUGAGCACCGGAACGCAGAGAGAAUAUUCCACGUCUCCAAGGCAGUUUUAUUUGAACGAAUGUCCAGAGAGCCCCGUUUCCCAGCCAAACCCAGUUAUAAUUCAGGCUCCCAAGUACCGCUGGGGAUAUCUCCUUAUUCCAAUUUUGGCGAUCAAUCCCUCACCCGGCCGCAAGUGUCAGCGGAAAGGAGUGCUGUUUGGAAGCAGAUUGAAAUCACCCGCUGUCUCCUUAUUCUGAUGGGCUACUCCACGUGGGAAAGUGCCAGACUGGUACAGGAAGCAUUCCAUCUUCAGGGCUUGUUGGUUCGACAUCUCCGCGAGGCUGGCCUGACAGAAGACAUAACACGUUCUGAUCCACGUGCACCACUUGACUGGUACGAAUGGGCGGACCAAGAAUCCGCGCGACGCACAAAGUUGAUUGCAUUCUGCUUUAUCCAUGUUCACAGCAUCGCAUACAAUGCUUAUCCAUCUCUGCGCAGCAAUGAAAUCCACCUGCGUCUUCCAUGUUCUACCAUCGAGUGGACCGCUAGCACCGCUGCGGAAUGGGAAGCAGCCCAGCGAGAACGAGGUCCACAGCAGCUCUUCUUCCAAGACGCAUUGACCCUUCUCUUGCAAAAGUCCCGAUCAGCCGUGCCACUAGACCCCAUCCCGGCACCAUUGGGUAACUAUAUCCUCUUGCACGGACUCCUGCAACGGAUCCACCUCGUGAGCGAGUUAUCAUUGCCAAAUGGCAACCACUCCACAACUCUCCCAACAGAGGAACUGAAUAAACUAGAACGAGCUCUCCGCUCCUGGACCUCCGUGUGGCAACAAGCCCCAGAAUCCAGCCUAGACCCACACAACGCAAACGGCCCAAUCCCAUUCACCUCCAGCGCAUUCCUGGGGCUCGCAUAUGUCCGCCUAUCUCUAAAUCUCGGUCCUCACCGUCGUCUCGAGACCCGCGACCCGGUAAUAAUAGCCACUGCCCUCCGCCGCUCUCCACGUCCAGAACGAAGCUACCGUCUCAUCCCGGCACUUAUAUACGCCGCUCAUGCCCUCAGUAUCCCCGUGCGUCUGGGCAUAGACCACAUUGCUCGCAGCCAAGCCUUCUUCUGGAGCGUGCGACACUCGCUGGCUAGUAUUGAAUGUGCAGUGUUGCUAAGCAAAUGGCUGUUUACCCUUGCCGAGGCGGGAUCGGAUCAGUCGUUAAGUGAAAACGAAACCCGCAUUCUACGUUGGACUCGCUGUAUUAUCGAGGAGGCGUAUUCGUCUAUUGAUACGGAUGAUGGCGAGGCGCCGCCAGACCUCGAACCGGCUUCUUUGGGAUUGGCUGUCCUCAAGCUGUGGGCUAGGUUGUUUGGAACAAACACUCAGUGGCCUUUUAUUAAUGUUCUUGGACAGAGCUUGGAAGAGUAUAUGACUAUGAUUUGA
Messenger RNA from Penicillium griseofulvum, 2484 nucleotides. RefSeq names its product C2H2-type zinc finger protein. Bases 1 to 2484 code for a protein of 827 amino acids. The record is from RefSeq and is a predicted model, not a curated record. Gene Ontology annotation, biological process: regulation of transcription by RNA polymerase II; DNA-templated transcription. The transcript is spliced from 6 exons. Gene Ontology annotation, cellular component: chromatin. NCBI's taxonomy places the organism in Eukaryota, Fungi, Ascomycota, Eurotiomycetes, Eurotiales, Aspergillaceae. Gene Ontology annotation, molecular function: zinc ion binding; RNA polymerase II cis-regulatory region sequence-specific DNA binding; DNA-binding transcription factor activity, RNA polymerase II-specific.